AUGGAUGCUAAGUCCUUAACGGACCUCCUUUGUGCGUUGGAUGGCGACUCUGCUGUUCACCUCAUCUUGGAAGCGUUGCGAACUCGGCCAGCCCUAAGUCCAGCAGUUGUGAGCUUCGCUUGCCCCGCAUUGACCUAUGCCCCGGCCCGGGGCAUGAUGGAGCGGCGCUGCCGGGGCGUGGUGAAGCAUGUGGACCGUACCCAGGGCUUUGGCUACAUUGCCAGCCCCGAAAUCGAGGCCACGUUUGGGAUGGACGUUGUUGUCCGAGACAUCCAGCUUGGCGCAUUUCAAACUGGCGAGGAGGUCAGCUUCACGUGUGUGUUGAACGAGGAGAACAAACCACAAGCCUACGAGGUUCUGACUGUGGCCGGCACGCCACAUCCAGGUGUUGCUCCCACACCAGAAUGGGCCGACUGGAACGAGUGGACGGAUGGAAACGACCCCAAGAAGCGCAGACUCCAAGUGGCUUAA
Molecule: messenger RNA, 471 nt
Organism: Symbiodinium pilosum
Lineage: Eukaryota; Dinophyceae; Suessiales; Symbiodiniaceae
Source: the annotation of a GenBank genome assembly